Molecule: messenger RNA, 1269 nt
Organism: Prorocentrum cordatum
Lineage: Eukaryota; Dinophyceae; Prorocentrales; Prorocentraceae
Source: the annotation of a GenBank genome assembly
AUGGCCGUCAGAGACGAACUCCUACAUCAAUGGUUGCCAGCCUCUGGGCUGAGGCCCGCCCAGUUGUCCCAGAUCCUAGACGUCAUGCGCGAUUUCGGCACCGUUCGCAAGUGGGCGGCGCCGUGCCCGGACGAGACCCCAGGCAGCAGUGAUGCGACGUGGAUGGUUGGGCGAAGUUUUGUAGUCUUGGCGACCAUCGAGUUGUUCGAGGAGCUGAUCUACUCCAACGGGUGGGACGGGAGGUACACAGACGCAAUUAAGUCCAAGUUGCGCGUGACAGACUUCCUCGACUACGAGUCGGUUCGCACGGCCCUCGACGAGGUUGGCAACCAGAUUAAGGCAGAGAGGUUGCAGCAGCAGGGCAGUGCGGAUAGUGCAGCAGACGGGGCAAGUGGUCCUUCGAGCGGCGCUGCCCCACCGCCGCCACCAGGCACUGGCAUCGCAGCAAGCACGACUCCCGGAGCAGCCAACGGUAACGCCACGACUGAAGGCGUCGACAACCUCAGCGACACGGAUAAGGACCACUGGGAGCGCUACAUCGACAAAUUGAUUCGGACGUAUGUGCAGCUGAUCCCAGAUCAGAAGACCAACUCGGCCCUCGAGCUUCUGAUCAAGCAAUGCCCACUCGCCAACCUGGCCUACACUCAAGAGGGCAUCACCGCCCGCCGCAAAGUGCUGCGAGCCACGCCAGGCAGCGCUCACCAAGUGGAGUGGUGCCACGCGGUCGCGAACUCCAAGAUCAGUCUUCCUGAGAGGCAGAGGCUCCACUACGAAGGCUCGACUGGGGGCGAUGCACCUAUGACUGAGAAGAAAACAGAUAGUGCCAUCGUGCCCGCGUGCUACCGUCCGAUGCCGCUGCUGUUUUACUUCGAGAUGAACAAUGCGUUCUUCGCGAAGCUGGUGGUGGACAUUACUCCAAUCUCUGGGGUCUUCGCGUGGGCUUGCCUGUUGUCUCGCGUGGGCUACGUGGGGAUUUGCUUCGCGCAGGAGCACGCCGAGAUGCUCUUCGAGUACUUGAAGGACAAGCUGAAGGAGGAAAUGUCAGAUGCGACUUCGAAGCUAUACAACAGAGACUACGCCAAGGCGAUCGGCAAGCUUGAGACGCCAACCGAGGAGCAUGUGAAGACGGGCCGUGGGGCCGUGGCCGCCGCGGCCGUGGCAGGGGCGAUGAUGUUGGCGCUGCUGAGCUUCAGCCAGAUGACGCUGACGGUGCUGAUGUGCCUCCAGUGCCGGAGGGGGAGGCCGGGACCGCUGGCGCUGAAGACGUAG